This is a messenger RNA of Cucurbita pepo subsp. pepo (vegetable marrow), 1134 nucleotides long. Its product is annotated as protein IQ-DOMAIN 12-like. Lineage: Eukaryota; Viridiplantae; Streptophyta; Magnoliopsida; Cucurbitales; Cucurbitaceae. Gene Ontology annotation, molecular function: protein binding. The record is from RefSeq and is a predicted model, not a curated record.
AUCGGAUGAAUGAUCUCUCUGUUCUUAGAAGUUAAACAUGGUGUUCUAAUGGCAAAGACAAUGUGUUGGAUUGGUUGGGUCAAGAGGCUUUUUGGUUCUGACCCAAAAACUAAAUCAGAAAAGAAAUCUAGAAAGUGGAGAUGGGUUACUCAAAGAUUCAAGGUUAAGAGGUGCCAAGUGAUUGCACCACCACAACCACCACCACAAACAGCUCUGAAUGAAGCAACGGAUGAGAGGAGGAGACAGGCUUUGAGUGUUGCUGCUGCCACAGCUGCUGCAGCUGAGGCUGCCGUUGCAGCUGCCAAUGCCGCGGCCGAGGUUGUCCGCCUUACGGCCGCCUCGGACUCCUACUGUUCGUUCUCGAUGAGAGAUCGAAUCUCGGCUGCCCUUAAGAUUCAAAGCUAUUUCAGGGGAUAUCUGGCAAAGAAGGCCUUGAGAGCACUUAAGGGAAUAGUGAAACUUCAAGCAAUAGUUCGCGGCCGAGCCGUGAGACGUCGAAUUGACGCCGUUUUGAACCGACCAAUGAUAAUCGAGGAAAGAAGGAAUUCAAAUGUGUUUCAGAAGAAAAGUUUCAUUGCAGAAAGAAGUUGCAAUAGCUGUGGGAAGAAGGUGUUCAUCCAGCCAAAAGAGGAGUUUGAGGAGGAUGAAUUAAAGCUUGAUUUGAACAGCCUAAGAAACUGGGAUGGCAGCAGUCUCUCCAAAAGGGGCAUUGAAGCCUUGCAUUUAAGAAAGCAAGAGGCAAUGAUGAAAAGGGAAAGAAUGUUGAAAUAUUCAUUUUCACACCGAGAAGGAAGAAACAUCCAAAUGACAGAAGAAAGUCCAAGGAGAAGUUUGAGGCCAAGUGUGCACAUAAGUUUAGUAAGUGAUGUGAAUAUGAGCUCACAAUACUCAUCGCCAAGAAGAUCAUUCGGCCAUUUGAAGCAUAAUUGCUCAUCAGGCGGUGGUGGCUAUGAGGGCUGCAUGCCCACAAGCUGCUCGCCGGUGUUCCCAACGUAUAUGGCGGUGACAGAGUCUGCUAAGGCUAAGACAAGGUCAAUCAGCACUCCUAAGCAAAGGCUAUCAUUUCUUAAUGAUGUCUCCUUUUGGUCAUCUUAUGAGGGAGAGUUUAUGAGGAAUAUGUCUAAUCAAGUUUGA